Daldinia childiae is the source of this 777-nucleotide messenger RNA. RefSeq lists its product as uncharacterized. The record is from RefSeq and is a predicted model, not a curated record. The transcript has a single exon. The coding region runs from base 1 to 777 and encodes 258 amino acids. Lineage: Eukaryota; Fungi; Ascomycota; Sordariomycetes; Xylariales; Hypoxylaceae.
AUGAAAUCCAUCACUGCUAUCCUAUCUCUCUGCCUCUGGCAAAUAGCCAGCGCAAAACCCGUCAUGCCGCCCAACUCAACAACCAUGUAUCCCCGAGAGCCGCUCCCCAGAUACCCCAUCGCACCUCUCGCCCACCUGCCCAACACCGCGGAAAACAUCCAAGCGGCAACCCGCAAGGCGCGCGCCGGGGGAUACGUCAACACCACAGCCGACGAAAAACGAACAGUCCACAACUACACCCUCGCAGGCGCGCACUUCCCCACUCGCGACGCCAGCCUCAAGUCCACGUGCAAGCAGAACAGCACCAGCUUCGUCGACACCACGGCCGCCGGGUCCCCGCCCACCGCGCACUGCGCCGCCCUCAUCGACCAGAUGCUGCGCGACAACGGCAACCAGACGUGCGUGACGUUCGGGCUCGCGCCGAACAACAACACGGCGCACAGCAGCACGACCACGAAUCUGAUCGCGGCGUCUGGGAAGUGCGCGUUCAGCGUGACGGUGGAUACGGCGGCGGUGGCGAGUACGUUUAUCGGGAUCGGGGACGUGGUGUUUGCUGUUCAGGAGUCUAUUCGGCGGUUUUCUAGGGGGUAUGGUCAUGGCAAUGGGAAUGGGACUAUGGGAGUUAAUGCUGCUGUUGAUGAUUGUGGGGAGAAGGCUACGAGUGCCCCGGUCAAUGGGACUGCCGAUGCGAGGGUUGGCGGUGCGGGAGCGUUUGAGUGUGGUGCGAGUGGUACGACGGGUGGGAAGUUUGUGAAUUGGGCGCUGGUUCAUACUUGA